GUAUCACGUGUAGUGAUCACCAUUGUUAGCACUACUAAUGGUGAAUCACCGAAAGGUGUUGUUUUGGAUAUUCAAGCUUGUACGGAAGCGACAACAGAAACAACGAAUGUCACUCCGGUAUCAACUGGUUUCACAUCGGGCUCAAGAGGAACAGGAACAGGAACAGGAACAGGAACCAGUACACGAGUCGGAAUAACUGAGUCAACGCAAACUCCAGGAACAACUACGAAGAGAUGCAAAGAAAUGCAAGCGGUUGAUGAAGCUGUUAGCAAGAACAUUAUUGUGACACCGAACCCAUUGCCGAUAGGUGAAAACAUCAAAUUUCAACCAACAUCUCAACAAGGUGUUUCUUUCGGCGAAAAUGAUCGCACACCGACGAUUACUGUCAACUUUGGGAAACCUGCUGAGGUUCAGUCAGUCACACUUCCACGUGAUCGAACACCCAAUGGAAAUGUUGCACAAUUUGAAGUCACCUUCUAUUCACCUCAUGGACACAAAAUCAACCACAAACCAAUCUUAAGUAGUUCAAGUCCAAACGAAAACAAGAAGAAGCCAGCUGAACUCGAUUCAUCACAAAUACCAUCAAAUACACGUGUAUCACGUGUAGUGAUCACCAUUGUUAGCACUACUAAUGGUGAAUCACCGAAAGGUGUUGUUUUGGAUAUUCAAGCUUGUACGGAAGCGACAACAGAAACAACGAAUGUCACUCCGGUAUCAACUGGUUUCACAUCGGGCUCAAGAGGAACAGGAACAGGAACAGGAACAGGAACAGGAACCAGUACACGAGUCGGAAUAACUGAGUCAACGCAAACUCCAGGAACAACUACGAAGAGAUGCAAAGAAAUGCAAGCGGUUGAUGAAGCUGUUAGCAAGAACAUUAUUGUGACACCGAACCCAUUGCCGAUAGGUGAAAACAUCAAAUUUCAACCAACAUCUCAACAAGGUGUUUCUUUCGGCGAAAAUGAUCGCACACCGACGAUUACUGUCAACUUUGGGAAACCUGCUGAGGUUCAGUCAGUCACACUUCCACGUGAUCGAACACCCAAUGGAAAUGUUGCACAAUUUGAAGUCACCUUCUAUUCACCUCAUGGACACAAAAUCAACCACAAACCAAUCUUAAGUAGUUCAAGUCCAAACGAAAACAAGAAGAAGCCAGCUGAACUCGAUUCAUCACAAAUACCAUCAAAUACACGUGUAUCACGUGUAGUGAUCACCAUUGUUAGCACUACUAAUGGUGAAUCACCGAAAGGUGUUGUUUUGGAUAUUCAAGCUUGUACGGAAGCGACAACAGAAACAACGAAUGUCACUCCGGUAUCAACUGGUUUCACAUCGGGCUCAAGAGGAACAGGAACAGGAACAGGAACAGGAACCAGUACACGAGUCGGAAUAACUGAGUCAACGCAAACUCCAGGAACAACUACGAAGAGAUGCAAAGAAAUGCAAGCGGUUGAUGAAGCUGUUAGCAAGAACAUUAUUGUGACACCGAACCCAUUGCCGAUAGGUGAAAACAUCAAAUUUCAACCAACAUCUCAACAAGGUGUUUCUUUCGGCGAAAAUGAUCGCACAC
Messenger RNA from Rotaria socialis, 1567 nucleotides. NCBI's taxonomy places the organism in Eukaryota, Metazoa, Rotifera, Eurotatoria, Philodinida, Philodinidae. The record is from the annotation of a GenBank genome assembly.